AUGCACGCCUCAAGGGUCUUACUGCUGCGCACGCCCGUCUACAGGAACACGGGCUCGGUAGCGCGCGACCACCUUGCCUCGGAGCGUACGUUCCUCGCCUGGCUGCGCACCGGCCUCGGCUUCAUCGCGCUCGGCAUCGCUAUCGAGCGCUUCUCGCAGCUCGACCUGACCGAGCUGCUCACCGCAGCAACAGCAUCAAAGGCUCCUACGUCCGGCCGCGAACCGAGGGAUGGUGGACGAGGUAAUUCGUUCCGAGAGUCGUCGAGCGUGCUGGUGGGCGCGCUGCUGGGCACGGGGACGGGCUGCAUUGGCUAUGGCACGACCAGAUAUUUCGAAAAUAUGAGGCUGCUGGAGAAGGGCUUUUUCAAGCCGGCAUACUACGGGGCCGGGGCGCUGGGGGUGGCGGUUGCGGGGUUAGCGGGAGCAGUCUACUGGAGUGCGGUAAGAGACAAGAAUGGGAGAGGCGAAGGGGAGAAGAGGUGA
Molecule: messenger RNA, 483 nt
Organism: Lasiodiplodia theobromae
Lineage: Eukaryota; Fungi; Ascomycota; Dothideomycetes; Botryosphaeriales; Botryosphaeriaceae
Exons: 1
Coding region: 1-483 (160 amino acids)
Source: RefSeq, a predicted model, not a curated record